UGAAAAAUUUUCCCGAGAAACAAUCACCAUCAUGCUUUUCUUCAUCUCCGAAUAACCACCCCCGCAUCCCAACAUCACCCAAUUCACGCCGCUCACUGCGUUUUCUUCUUUCUUUCUUUCUUUCUUAUUUAUUUAUUUAUUUAUUUUUUUAAUUAAUGGGAUGUACUAACUCGAAGCCAGAUGAGCUCCCGGCGGUGGCUCUCUGCCGUGACAGAUGCUCGUUUCUCGAUGAAGCUAUUCAUCACCGUUACGCUCUGGCGAAAGCUCAUGUUGAUUAUAUGCAGUCCUUGAAGUUGAUUGGUCGCUCCCUGCGUAACGUUCUCGAGCAUGAUUUUGGUCGGUUUGCUGGCUCCGUUGGGGGGCCGCCGUCUCCGAAGCUGAAUCUGCCUCCGAAGAAGAAAGGGGAUCCGUUAGAAGAUGGACCGAGCUCACCCAAGAAAGCUGCUGUAUCUCACCAUUCGCGUUCCAAUUCUGGGCACAUUCAAUUUCCCACUGAUUCCGAUGAUGAGGACUCCAAAACUCACUCUCUUCAACAUUCUGAUCACUCCUCGCCGUUGCAUAGCUACGAAGGCGGUCUUACAGAAUAUGGGACGACGGCGGAUUAUCCGAAUUAUCCGAAUUAUCUGAAUUACCCGAAUUACCCGAAUAUGGGUGAAGAACCUGCCUCGUUUACAGGUGGGCCUAUGCAGAUGAAUUACAUGAGGAAUAAGGCGACGCCAUCGGUGGUUCACCAGCAUAGACCAAUCAGUCCGGAGAAGGGGCGUAUGGAGUUUGGGGAAUCUUCAUCCUCUUCAUACUAUCCUUACCCUUCUUACCCAAACAAUAAUCCUGGUUCUAGUUCUUACCCUUAUGCUGGAGAUGGCAACUACGGUAAUUUCUACAAUUACCCUUCUUACGGAUCUACCUCGCCGCUUCCGUCAACGGCGGUGGCGUCGUCCUCGAAGCCGCCACCCCCUCCAUCCCCACCGAAACCUUCCCCUUGGGAGUUUUUCAAUCCGUUUCUGAACUAUGAUAGGUACCAUACUUCGUACACGCCAGGUAGGAACUCGAUAGAUGUGAGGGAGGCGGAAGGUAUUCCUGAUUUGGAGGAGGAUUACCAACAUGAAGUAGUGAAAGAAGUACACGGAGAUCAGAAAUUCGUGGGUAGCUAUGGUUAUUCCAAGUCCCCUGUGGAUGGUGAGGAUGGGAAGGUCUUGGGUGGUACUGGUGAGGUAGAGGCCUCGUUGUACAAGGCGAGGCCAAGGGUGGGCACGGACAAUGAUGAAGAGGAGUAUGAGGUGCAUGUUGUGGAGGAAAACGUUGUGAAUGAUGAGAAGUCUGAGGAGCAUGGUAAUGGGGCUCGUAGUGGUCUACGGGAUGUCUCUGAGGUAGCCAGAGAGAUUGAGGUUCAGUUUAUGAGAGCUUCCGAAUCAGGGAAUGAAAUUGCCAAGAUACUUGAGGUGGAGAAGUUUCACUAUAAACGUAAACAUGUUUCUUCCAAGAUGUUGCGUGUAGUUUCACCUUCCUUAUCAGUAGUAUCAUCUUCCUCCAAGACGGGAAAGCCUUCAUCCUCUACUGAGGACGCCAGUCCUGCUAUUUUAGACUUACCUGAAGAUUUGGCUAAAGGGUCCAGAAAUCUAUCUUCUACUUUGCACAAGCUGUACCUAUGGGAGAAGAAACUGUACAACGAAGUUAAGGCCGAGGAGAAGAUGAGGGUACUUCAUGAUGCAAAGUGUCGUAAGCUUAAACGUUUGGAUGAAAAGGGUGCUGAGCCUCAAAAAGUUGAAUCAACUCGAACUGUAAUUAGGAGUUUAUCCACAAAAAUGCGAAUUGCAAUUGAGGUUGUGGACAAGAUAUCUGUGACAAUCAAUAAGAUCAGGGAUGAGGAAUUGUGGCCACAACUAAAUGAACUCAUUCAAGGGCUGAACAGAAUGUGGAAAAGUUUGCUUGCCUGCCAUCAUAAUCAAUGUGAAGUUAUCAGGGAAGCCAAAAAUUUUGGUUCCAUGGGAUCUGGCAAAAGGCUUAGUGACACUCAUCUUGACGCUAUGAUGCAGCUGGAGCAUGAACUUAUCGAUUGGACUUUCCGAUUCUCUAGUUGGGCAGGUGCCCAGAAGAGUUAUGUCAUGGCCUUAGAUGAAUGGCUUUUUAAAUGCCUCCAUUAUGAACCAGAAAACACAGAAGAUGGAGUUAUUCCCUACUCACCUGGUAGGUUAGGUGCACCCCUUGUAUUUGUGAUCUGUCAUCAAUGGUCACAAGCUUUGAAGAGAAUAUCUGAGAAGGAAGUGGUCGACUCUAUGCGGCUUUUUAUCAAGGAAGUGUACCAGCUCUUGGACCAAGAUAAGGGUCUGAGGAUGAUGGCAAAUAAGGAUUUGGAGAGAAAACUUAGGACCUUGGACAGAGAGGAUCAGAGGAAGAAAAAGGGGAUCCAGGCAUUGGGCAAGAAACUUGUACAGGAUUCCAGGGAUGGUAACAGCCUCUCAGUGCCUGGACAUGCAGUAUAUCAGAGUGAUGCUAGAAAUGGUGAUCUACAGGGCAGCCUGUUACGUAUUUUUGAGGCGAUGGAGAGGUUCACUGCUGAAUCCUCAAAAGCUUAUGUGGAGCUCUUGCAACGUACUGAAGACGAAACAGUUGUUCAAGCAUGAAUCAGUGUCAUAAAGGCUGUAAAGUCAAAUGGAAUUAUGGCAUCCCCUUUGUAUCCAUGAUCUGGUUUACCAUAUACUCUCUGCAGCCCUAUUAAGCGAAUUGCAUGAAGCUAAGUGGAGCUUGAAGGAGUCUCAUAAUGGUCAGACUGACUGAUUGUUUGUCUCUUGUGCAAGACUUGGCUAUGAAUUGGAUGAAGGGGUAAAUUAAGUAGCAGAGCUAGCCUUAUUGUUGGCUUAGAUCUUGGGAGGAUCAUAUUAUAAAUUUUGAGGGCUAUCAUUUUUCUCUCAAGUGCCAGCAGUUUUUAUAUAAUUCAGAAGCAAGGACAUGGUGAGGUACAAAACAGAGUGGCACCCCUGAACUCUAGAACCAAAGCUGAUGCUAUGACAAAUUUGACUAUGGAUGUGCUAAAGGGAUUGGGGCUGACGCAUUUAAUUAUGGUGCCUGUGAAUGGAACCCUCACCAUGCCAGUCAUUGGGAGUAUGAACUAUGUACCAGCCUUGCUUUGACACUUGAAAAUAGUCUGGCAUCCUUCGGACCUCCUCUAAUGAAAGAGCACAAUGUGGCCAAACCCUCAGAGGAAGCUGGAUCCUCUGUAAGUUUUGUAGAACAGGUUUUUGGGCUACUUUAGAGUAACGCAAGUCACCUAAAUGCCCAAUUAUCAGAUGUUGUAGAAUGAAAGGUUUUUCACCUGUCCUUCUAUGAACAGAGGAAGAUUCAGUCCCAUGCAGAGGCACUAUGAAUAGAGGUUGGUGUGGUAAUGGAUCAAAUGAUUUUUUCUGGGGACAGGGAUGAUUUGUUCAAGAGUUGGAUCAGAGUUGGAUCGAUAGCUCUUGUUCAAAGUGCCUUCAAUGCCAUUAUUUACGUCACCUUUGCAUGUAAAUUACAUAUCUCCUCUCUUUUUUUUGGUACCUGAAUAGAAAUUAAGCUCUCUUUACUGUAUAAUAAUACCCGGUUUAACUU
Messenger RNA from Rubroshorea leprosula, 3582 nucleotides. The record is from the annotation of a GenBank genome assembly. NCBI's taxonomy places the organism in Eukaryota, Viridiplantae, Streptophyta, Magnoliopsida, Malvales, Dipterocarpaceae.